Phyllostomus hastatus (greater spear-nosed bat) is the source of this 3000-nucleotide messenger RNA. RefSeq names its product solute carrier family 22 member 15 (gene SLC22A15). Bases 214 to 1854 code for a protein of 546 amino acids. Gene Ontology annotation, molecular function: transmembrane transporter activity. NCBI's taxonomy places the organism in Eukaryota, Metazoa, Chordata, Mammalia, Chiroptera, Phyllostomidae. The transcript is spliced from 12 exons. The record is from RefSeq and is a predicted model, not a curated record. Gene Ontology annotation, cellular component: membrane. Gene Ontology annotation, biological process: transmembrane transport.
GGCACCGAUCCAUCUCAGAAAAAAGCUCCGUAACAGGAAGCACGGAGGCCAGGGUACCGGGCAUCCAGCUCCGGUCCCAGGUCUUCCGCGCGCAGCCCCGGAUUCCCAGCUGCUUACGCCCCGCGCUCCACUCGCCCCGCGCGCGCUCCCACCCGAGCGGGAGCCGGAGCGGGUGCCGGGGGGAGCGAGGGCCCCGCCAGAGUCGGGGGCGCCAUGGAAGUGGAGGAGGCGUUCCAGGUGGUGGGGGAGAUGGGCAUCUACCAGAUGUACUUGUGCUUCCUGCUGGCGGUGCUGCUGCAGCUCUACGUGGCCACGGAGGCCAUCCUCAUCGCGCUGGUCGGGGCCACGCCGUCGUACCACUGGGACCUGGCAGGGCUCCUGGCCAACCAGAGCCACGGCGGCCAGAGGGCUGGUGAAGACCGGGCCCUCGGAGCCUGGCUCCUGAGGGCCAACGGCAGCGAGAUCCACAAACACGUGCACUUCAGCAGCAGCUUCACCUCCAUCGCCUCCGAGUGGUUCUUAAUUGCCAACAGAUCGUACAAAGUGAGCGUAGCAAGCUCUUUUUUCUUCAGUGGCGUGUUUGUGGGAGUGAUCUUGUUCGGUCAGCUUUCGGAUCGCUUCGGGAGGAAAAAGGUCUACCUCACAGGUUUUGCUCUUGACAUCUUAUUUGCUAUUGCAAAUGGGUUUUCCCCGUCGUAUGAGUUCUUUGCAAUCACCCGCUUCCUGGUGGGCAUGAUGAACGGAGGGAUGUCGCUGGUGGCCUUUGUCCUGCUGAACGAAUGUGUGGGCACCGCCUACUGGGCACUCGCAGGGUCGAUCGGCGGCCUCUUCUUCGCGGUCGGCAUCGCCCAGUACGCCCUGCUGGGGUACUUCAUCCGCUCCUGGAGGACCCUGGCCGUGCUGGCUAACCUGCAGGGAACGGUGGUCUUCCUCUUAUCUCUAUUCAUUCCUGAAUCACCUCGUUGGUUAUACUCCCAGGGUCGCCUGAGCGAGGCAGAAGCGGCUCUGUACCUCAUUGCCAAGAGGAACCGCAAGCUCAAGUGCACGUUCUCCCUGACGCACCCGGCCAGCAGGGCCCGCAGGGAGAUGGGAAGUUUCCUGGACCUGUUCCGGCACCGGCUCCUCCUGAGGCACACUCUCACCCUGAUGUUCAUCUGGUUUGUGUGCAGCCUGGUGUAUUACGGCCUGACCCUGAGUGCGGGCGAUCUAGGUGGGAACAUGUACGCCAACCUGGCCCUGUCUGGCCUCAUAGAGAUCCCGUCCUACCCUCUCUGCAUCUACCUGAUUAACCAGAAGUGGUUUGGCCGGAAGCGGACGUUAGCGGCGUUCCUGGGCCUCGGAGGACUGGCUUGUCUCCUUGUCAUGUUCCUUCCAGAGAAGAAAGGCACAGGUGUGUUUGCCGUGGUGAACAGCCAUUCCUUGUCUCUGCUGGGGAAGCUGACCAUCAGCGCCGCCUUUAACGUAGCGUAUAUCUACACCUCUGAGCUCUACCCCACCGUCAUCAGGAACGUCGGGCUUGGAACGUGCUCCAUGUUCUCCCGAGUCGGCGGGAUUCUCGCCCCCUUCGUCCCCUCACUGAAAUAUGUGCAGUGGUCUUUGCCUUUCAUUGUCUUUGGAGCCUCGGGCCUGACCUCGGGCCUCCUGAGUUUAUUAUUGCCAGAAACCCUCAACACUCCUCUGCUAGAGACGGUUUCUGACCUUCAGGUGUAUUCGUACCGGAGGCUGGGGGAGGAAGCUCUAUCUUUACAGACCUUGGAUACCCCACAGUCCGUGGACAAGGAGGGCGCUUUCGGGAGUGAGAGCGAAGAGGAAGAGUUUUACGAUGCCCAUGAGGAGACUCAGAUGAUCAAGUGAAAAGCCCCAGACCCCUCCUCCGAAGCAGCAGACCGCCGUUUGUGCCUCUGGCCAAGGCAGGCCCUGCCGGAAAGCCUGAGCGCUGGGGAAGGAUGGGCUUGAACGGGCGGGGAAGGCACUCAGCUCAGCUCCCAGACUGACUUUUCCCUGGCCCGGAGCGAGUUGGAGAGACUUCAUGAGCGGGGCCAUCCCUGCGUUGAGGACAUAGACGUUACUUGGUCGAACAUUCAGGCUUACCUCAGAAUCAUGACCUCUGGCCAGACAGCUCAAAUCCACGUGCCCGAGUGGCAAGCUGGUUUGCUUCUUAGAAGUUUGAUUGGGUUGCUUUUCCUUCAUCAUGACCUAAAGGAGGAUAUGUAAAAAAAAAAAUUCUUUUUCUCACAAUUGUCGGGGGUUGAGCUAAACACCCCUAAGACUGAAUGGUUAGGCCGUUAAGAUUCAUCUUCCCACCACACUGGAUCUCCCCCCUUCCCAGCUGCUCCUCACCAGGAAUCUCUGGAGGCAGUGUUGGUAGGAGCGGAGCAGAACCGCUGCGUGUGGGCGCCCCAGACCCGCCAGCCUCGCCCCGAUGAAGCCUGAGUGCUCCGCCCGGUUCCCAGCCUCCCGGCUGGCCUGAGCUCCAGGCGUCUUCCGCCCCACGGGCCACCCUCUGGGAAAAGCCCACGGCUCCCAAGCAGCUUUCUCGGUUGGAGGUGUGGCCGAGACUCCCCGAUAGCUCCCUUCCACGUUCAGAUUGUGCAAUUUCUUCAGUUCCCACUCGUGUCCACCUCUCGAAAAAUUGCCAUCUCAGGUUCCAGUACCAGCAAUAGCUUCAGAGUCGUCCCCAGUCAAUGACGAAGCUUUAUGGAGAUAGAGGACGGUUUGAAAAAGGACAUGUUGAGCACGUGGCUGUUGGGGCUGUGGGGGAGAGGGUGCCGUUUUUAAUAAGGAAGAAAAUUGUCUUCCACUAUAUUACAAUCUGUCUGGUUUUCAGUGUUGUGCAGUGCGGAACUUGGGCAACGGGUAAGAAUUUGAACCCUUCUUAUCCGAGAUCUGUCCCUACCUGUUCAGUCAAAUGGAAGGCACAGUAAUUUCAUAGGCAAUUUUGGUUUUUCAUGAAGUACUAACAACUUGCAAGUAAAUAAAAAUCAUACUUAGUUCCCUAAA